UGAGUAAAAGUAAGAGAUUCAAUAUUGAGAAAUGAACAGAAGAUGAAACAUAAAUUGACUACAAGCUACGGUAGAAGUAAUUUUCUCUUUCUUUUUACAAUAAAUCAAUUACCUAAUCCAUUAAUUUAAUUUUUUUUUCAGUUAAUCUUUGAUAUUUUUACUUGUUUUCAUGUAAUAUUGUUUAAUUAUUUAGUGGAGAAACGUAAAAUAGGAUCAGCCACAGGAGAAGCUUGUGGUAAUAAGCCAUAACUGUUUUCAUCUUCAAUCAAAUGCUCUCUCUUCCAGUUUACUCUUUGUUUGGAACCGAGUCCGGUUCUCAAGCUAUCCGGUUAAAAUCUCUUUUUACUAUUCUAAUCCUUAAUUGUGUUUAAUUUUCAAUGAAUACAUUGUUAAUGCUCAUCGUUUCAUCUAAAUUGUUAUUGAAUUUGAUCAUCAUCGACUGAUAAUUGACAUCAAUCCAAUCCAUCAAAAAACCAAAAAUGGAGACUCGGAAUUAUGGUGUUACACUUAGUCAGCUUCGUGAACUAAUGGACUGUCGAGGGCCAGAAGCUGUAGCAAAGAUUCAAAAAGAUUUUGGCGGAAUCCAAGGGUUGUGUCACGGACUUCAUACCUCGCCAAAUGAAGGCCUCAGUGGUUCACCCAAAGAUUUAGAGGAAAGGAAAGCCGUUUUCGGUUCUAAUGUUAUUCCUCCUAAACCACCUAAAACAUUUCUACAAUUAGUUUUUGAAGCGCUACAAGAUGUAACAUUAAUCAUUUUAGAAGUUGCCGCUGUUAUUUCACUUCUGUUAUCACUUUAUUCUCCACCCGAGGACGAGGAAACAGCCGGAGGUGCCCUUGAGGAAGAAUCAGAGGCCGGUUGGAUCGAAGGAGCUGCCAUACUAGUCAGUGUGUUCAUUGUUGUUCUUGUUACUGCCUUUAAUGAUUAUACCAAGGAACGACAAUUCCGUGGCUUACAGAAUCGCAUUGAACACGAACAUAAAUUCUCUGUGAUCAGAGGUGGUGAAGUUAUUCAGAUUCUUGUUAAUGAAAUUGUGGUGGGUGAUAUUUGUCAAGUUAAAUAUGGUGAUCUUCUUCCCGCCGAUGGAGUACUUAUUCAAAGCAAUGAUUUAAAGAUAGACGAAUCCUCCUUAACAGGAGAAUCUGACCAUGUAAAGAAAGGAGAAAAUAUUAAUCCACUUCUCCUCUCAGGUACACAUGUUAUGGAAGGUAGCGGCCGAAUGGUUGUGACCGCUGUCGGUAUUAAUUCUCAGGCCGGUAUAAUAUUUGCUUUAUUGGGUGCUGCACAAUCUGAGGAUGACGCUCAAAAGAAGAAAAGGAAAAAAGAAGCAAGAAAAGAAAAGAAGAAAGCAAGCCUCCCAGCCAGGAACAGUGCAUGCUCCAAAAACGAUCUCAGCCCGGAAUUGAUCCCUUUAAAUCAACCUAGUGUCUACAAAGAUAUAUAUGAUGAAGAAUCUAAUCAAGAUGCUGGUAACUCACACACGAUGAAUGCAAUCACUGCCAAUACUCACGGUAAAGAAGAGGCACCAGUUGACUCGGAUAAACAAAAACAUGAAGAGGACUCUAAUCCUAGGAAAGAGAAAUCCGUUUUACAAGCUAAACUGACUAAAUUAGCUAUUCAAAUUGGUUAUGGAGGUUCUGCUGUAGCAAUAUUCACUGUUCUCAUCUUAAUUUUUCGAUUCGUAGUGAAAAAAUUUAUAAUCAAAAAGGAAAGAUGGUCAACACCCCAUCAUUUAAAAUAUUUUGUCAAAUUUGUGAUCAUCGGUGUAACUGUUCUUGUAGUUGCUGUCCCUGAAGGUCUUCCACUUGCCGUAACUUUGGCACUUGCAUAUUCUGUCAAGAAAAUGAUGCUCGACAAUAAUUUGGUCCGUCACCUUGAUGCUUGUGAAACUAUGGGUAACGCUACUGCAAUUUGUUCCGAUAAAACUGGAACUUUGACAACAAACCGAAUGACUGUGGUUCAGUGUUAUAUUUGUGGAGAAAGAUAUACAUCUGUUCCUAAUUAUGCGCAACUUCCGGAAGAGGUUGCCCGUACCUCUGUAGAUGCUAUCUCCAUCAAUAGUGCAUACACCACCAGAAUCAUGCCUCCUGAUAAUCCUGGUGAGCUUCCCAAACAUGUUGGUAAUAAAACCGAGUGCGCUUUAUUGGGCUUUGUUCUUGCCCUUGGAAAAGACUAUCAAACCAAACGGGAUGAAAUUCCGGAGGAUAAAUUGUACAAAGUGUAUACUUUUAAUUCAGUCCGUAAAUCGAUGAGCACGGUCAUUCGAAUCCCUGAUGGUUUUCGUGUUUUCACAAAAGGAGCCUCUGAAAUAGUCUUGAAAAGGUGUAUGUUUAUCUAUGGAAAGGGAGGAAAAGUGGAAAGAUUUUCGAAAGAAGAUCAAGAUAGAAUGGUUAAUGAUGUAAUUGAACCAAUGGCCAGUUAUGGUUUACGAACCAUUUCCGUAGCAUUUAAGGAUUUUGUUAAGCGCAAGCCUCGAGCCUCAAAUGAGGUUCAAAUCGAAACAGAGCCAAAUUGGGAAGAUGAAGAUUUUAUCAUCUCUCGAUUAACAUGUCUCUGUAUACUUGGCAUCGAAGAUCCCGUCCGACCUGAGGUCCCUGAUGCAAUUCGUAAAUGUCAAAGGGCAGGUAUAACAGUUCGCAUGGUAACUGGUGAUAAUGUCAAUACAGCGCGAUCAAUUGCCAUGAAAUGUGGUAUUAUUAAACCGGGUGAAGAGUUUAUUGUUUUGGAGGGUAAAGAGUUUAACAAGCGUAUUCGCGAUUCAGCGGGACAGGUUCAACAGGCCCUGUUUGAUAAAGUUUGGCCUCGUUUACGUGUAUUAGCACGAUCAUCGCCCUCAGACAAAUAUAUUUUAGUGAAGCAUAUAAUUGAAAGUAAACUUAACCCUAACCGUGAGGUUGUCGCGGUUACCGGUGAUGGUACCAAUGAUGGGCCUGCAUUGAAAAAGGCUGAUGUCGGUUUUGCCAUGGGAAUGGCUGGAACCGAUGUAGCCAAGGAAGCCUCUGAUAUUAUAUUGACUGACGAUAACUUCUCCAGCAUUGUUAAAGCCGUUAUGUGGGGACGAAACGUUUACGAUAGUAUUGCCAAAUUUUUACAGUUUCAACUUACCGUUAAUGUUGUUGCCGUUAUUGUAGCCUUUGUUGGUGCUUGUGCUAUUGAAGACAGUCCACUGAAAGCUGUACAAAUGCUUUGGGUUAACUUAAUUAUGGAUACUUUAGCCUCUUUAGCACUAGCAACGGAAAUGCCAACACCAGCCUUGCUCUUACGUAAACCCUAUGGACGGACUAAACCUCUCAUAUCGAGAACUAUGUUUAAAAAUAUUCUAGGCCAUGCUAUUUAUCAAUUAAUAAUAAUCUUUUUUCUUUUAUUUGGAGGUGAUAAAUUUUUUGAUAUCGACUCUGGAAUGUAUGCUCCAUUGAAUGCGCCACCAUCGCAACAUUUUACUAUCAUUUUCAAUACUUUCGUAAUGAUGACAUUAUUCAAUGAGAUCAAUUCCCGUAAAAUUCAUGGGGAACGAAACAUCUUUGAAGGUCUUUUCACCAAUCCCAUAUUCUAUUCCAUUUUAUUCAUCACCGCGGGUGCUCAGAUAAUAAUUGUACAGUUCGGUGGACGAGCUUUUUCUACAGCAAGGUUAUCAUUAGAACAAUGGCUUUGGUGCAUAUUUUUCGGAGUUGGCGUCCUUGUUUGGGGUCAAUUAAUUACAACCCUGCCAACCAAAAGGAUACCAAAAAAAUUUACAUGGGGAAGUGGAACACCAGAAGAUAUUAUGGCUGCUCGAAGUUCACUUGUGGAAGAUGGUUCCAGCGGAUCUUUAUCACAGGAUGUUAAACGAACUGGACAGAUCCUCUGGAUCCGUGGUUUAACCAGGCUACAGACCCAGCUUCGAGUAGUCAGGGCUUUUAAGAGCACUUUGGAAGAUAUGGAAGACAAACGUAGCAUUCAUAGUUUACACUCUCUGAGAACCAGUCGUAGUCAUCCUGGUCCUCGUCCGAUGUCCGAUAUAUCGUAUAUCGAUGAGGAUGACAAAACUUCUUCUCUAUACGAUUAUCCGUAUGAUCUUAGCAUCAACAGUUGCUCAAGCAAAGCACCAUCUCAACAGCAACUGCACCAGCAGAUACACCAACAACAAGUUGAUCAAAUGAACCAGCACCAUUCAAGCAGGGAUCACCCAACAGCUCUUUCCAAUAGCAACAGUCAUGCCACUAAUGCUUCUACUCCCACCACCACCACACCAACCAACACCACCACUAGUAUUCAACCAACUCGACGUCAUCCACCGCUUCUUCAUCGUGGGGCAACACUGGCUGGUAAUAUGGUUGGACCCUUCGGAGAGUCUGGUUCAACCUUAACCUCAGAAGGGUCGGCAAGAGUAGAUUCAGCGACAUCAGCUCGUCAAAGAGAGUUAGAACGAAGUAAAAGUGCUCCUUUGUCUAGUUGGCAAUUGGCAGCUUCAGGUGGACCAAAGUCUCGUUCAUUCGGAUUAUCAGGAGAACCAGUGAUAGGCGGAGGCAACAUAGGAUCUAACCCAACAUCAAUUAGCUCUUCCUCACCAUCACCCGUUGGUCCUAGCAAUAAUCGUUCUCAGGCCGCAUUAAAUAACCCUCUAGUCCAAGGCUAUCAUCUUCUAAGUGAACCUAGUCGUAUUCAUGAAACAAGCAUUUGAGAGAGUAAAGUAAUUUUGAGUAACAAACAAAAAUCUUUUUUUUCUUUUGAUAAACACAACAAAAAAAGCAAAUCUGUUAACAUCAAUGAAAAAAAUUACAUGACGAGUAUAGAAGCAUGAUUAUGUUGUCCGCCUGUAUGCUGAUCAAGCUAACCAUGAUAAAUGGAGAGUCAUAGUUUAAUUUGUACUUGAUGUAAUCAAUUUAACAAGCAACCAAAUGAAAAAAUAUAUAUAAAAGGAAAAGAACAGGGUAAAUGCAGAAAUUUAUGUGAAUCGAUGGGACAGUCACUCCGUUAUGCACAGUUAACAAUGUUAAUGUUAUAAUUAAUUUCUAGUUGAUAAUACUUUGUACACUGCACUUGAAGUGACCUCUGUCCUUUCAUCCACUGAAUUUUUUAUGUGUAAAACCCUGUACAACCCUAGUCAGUGAUCAUAAAACAAAAAGAGAAACCAAAAGACAAACAAAAAAUCAUCACAAAAAUCCAAUUUCGGUGACUUCAAAUGACGGUCAAAAAGUGACAUGAAUAAAUGAAAAUGCUGUUGAAGACGAUUCGUCAAAAUUACUGCCUUCAAACUGAUGUUGGCUUGUAUAAAAUUGAGUUUUAAGUUUGAAACCAAAAUUUCAAGGAAUGAAAUUUUAUGCACAGCUUUUAAUACGAUUGCAACAAUUUUUUUGUUUCUUGUUCCGUUUAUUUUUAUUAUUAGAUACAAAUUGAAAGGAUGAACAUUUUAAUUCACCAUCCUUUGAGUAAAAAAAGAUGAAAAAUAUGCAGUUAAUUAUUAUUAUGAACAUUUCUCUUCCAAUCUUUCUCUUCUUCUCUCUCUCUCUCUUCAACCCUUUGCUAUCAAUAUAAAUAUAUAUAUUUAUCUUUAAAUCUCUGUUGGAUCAUGAAAAAGAUCCGUUUCCUUCUCCCACCUCAUUCCCUUCUUGUUUUUAUCAUAUAUUAAUAUAUAUAUUUAUAUUAAUAUAUUAAUAUUAAAAUAUCGAGACGAAAAAAUUUAAACCAAGUUAUUUGUUGUCUAUUUUUUGUUUUUACAUCCAACGUGAGCUUCGGUUUCGCUGACAUUUACAAACAAAAACGCUUCAUUUAACGAUUAAUUGAUGUUUCGCAUUUUCUAUCAAUAUCUAUUUUCUGGUUUUCCUACCAAUAUUUAUAAUCGUACAAUUUACUCCUAAUUGAUUAACAUUAUAAUCUUAAAGGGAAUCGCAAUGCACACUUGAAAUUUGCUUUAAUUCCUUCCUCCUCCUCACCUUUAUCUUCAUUUCAUUUGCUUCCUUCUCCUUCUCCUUCUCCAUCUUCAUCUUUAUCCCUCAUCACCUUUUGUCUGUCGAGUCAAUUCGCAUCUCAAUACAACGAAACUUUUUUUAUCAUCAUUAAGUCUAAGUAUUAGAUAUUAAUUAAUAUUAUUUAUUGCUAUACAAAAACCAUUCCAAGACUAGUGUCAAUAUUGAAGCUUAACUGUCUUCAACGCCUUAUUUCAGCCAAUUUCAAGAGACAGAAAAGUGUCAAUGAGUGUUCCUUAAUUAACUUGAAAGAAAAAGAGAGAAAAAAAUGAGGAUCAAAAGAAUAAAAUCCUUUAAUCUAAUCUUUUCUCCACCUUUUUUCCUUCUUUUCAUAAUUUAUCAAACAUUUCCCUUUUUCCCUUCACUCCCAGUUUAUUCUGGUCAAUCCUCAUAACUUUGAGUAACUUUCCUCUUCUGGACCGGGGACAAAACGAAACUAACUAGAUCAUUUAUUACUAUUAUAGUGAUAUAAUAGUUUUACCAGAAAACAACAAAUAUACUCAUUAGUUAUCAAUAAAUCAUUUGAAUAUAGAUUAAUCAUCCCAAUGAUUCUAAAUUGAGAUCGACAAUUUACAAUGAAUUAAAAUAUAAACUCUUAAUGAAAUGAAAACAACGAUUAAACAAAGCUCAGUCCUCUUUACAUCUUUUCCUUGCUUCUAUCCAUUCAUCUUUAUUCAUCUCUCUUUCAUCUUCAUCAUGUUUCCAUCCUUUAACCCUUUUACCUUAAAUCAUUUUGUCUUCAAUCAUAAUUAAUAAAUUGAUAGCUGUGGCUCGACAAUUGGUCAAUCCUAACAAGCAAAACUCUUUGUUUCCCUCCUCUUUAUCUUUAUCAAUUUGUUCAAUCAUAGGAAUAAAAAAAAGAAACCGAAAUCUUGCAAACACAAAAAAUAUAAGAAAUUGGUUGACAAACGAUUUACAAUUGUUAUUUAAAUUCAUCUUUUUUCAAAAUUCAAUAAAAACCUCUCACUCACUCACACACAA
Molecule: messenger RNA, 6924 nt
Organism: Tetranychus urticae (two-spotted spider mite)
Lineage: Eukaryota; Metazoa; Arthropoda; Arachnida; Trombidiformes; Tetranychidae
Product: plasma membrane calcium-transporting ATPase 1
Biological process (GO): regulation of cytosolic calcium ion concentration; calcium ion transmembrane transport
Cellular component (GO): intracellular membrane-bounded organelle; plasma membrane
Molecular function (GO): P-type calcium transporter activity; ATP binding; ATP hydrolysis activity
Source: RefSeq, a predicted model, not a curated record